AUGAUGAAGCGUAACAAAAUAGAAGUCCGUGAUUCGUCCGCAUCGAUGGAUCCGAAUAUGACAGAAUCAUCAACCAUUCCACUCCAAACACGACGCGAGAGUAUUUGGAGGAAAAAAUUCAUUUUGUUCAUAGCUUUUGGUAUAGCUCUUAUAUUAACCACAAGUACUCCAGUGGUUAAUAUUUUACUGAAGAAUAAAGAUACUAUAGAUACGCCAGCGACGAACAUAACGUCAUCGACAUCCUUAGUAUAUACAGUGCCAACAACACCAACAAUGAAUACGACAUCGGAAGUAUCAUCAGUAUACACGGUAGCAACAACUUCAAGAUCGAUAAUAACAACGCUAACAGAAGAGCAUCUGCUACCUUCUGCUCACAAUUAUACUAGUCUUAAAUGGACACAAAAUGCGAACACUGUUGCAGGAGGACAUGGAAGUGGUAGUGAAUUAAAUCAGUUGUCGAAACCAUAUGGCACCGCGAUUGCUGACGACGAUGACCAUCAAAUGAUUUACGUUACUGAUCAUGGCAUGGGGAUUUAA
Molecule: messenger RNA, 537 nt
Organism: Adineta ricciae
Lineage: Eukaryota; Metazoa; Rotifera; Eurotatoria; Adinetida; Adinetidae
Source: the annotation of a GenBank genome assembly